CGAACAGUAAAAAGGAACACUUGGAAGUUAAAUUUCAUUUAAAUUCCUCUCAUUCCUUCAAGUCACUCACUCUCUUCUUCUUUUUGUGUCUGAAUGCAUCACCAAACAUUAACCCUAAAGUCUCCACUCUCUUGCCAUGUUUCUUCGCAACACUCCUCAGUCUUCCCCCAAAACCCUGGACUAUCAACAAUCGCUAUUUUCCCUCCAAUUUCAGCCAUGAACAGACCCAGUUCUUCCAUGUUCUGCUGCUACGGAAUUGGAACUGGAAUCUCUGCACCUAAUCACGCUUCCGAUUCUCAAUUCGGCAACUUACACAAUUGGAAACUGAGAAGCACUGGAGUUAAAACUAUUGAUGUUGCCACCUUGGGUAAUCUCUGUGUCGAUAUUGUUCUCAAUGUUCCCAAAUUGCCUCCGCCUUCACUCGACGACCGCAAAGCUUAUAUGGAUCAGUUGGCCUCCUCUCCACCAGAUAAGAAAUACUGGGAAGCCGGUGGAAACUGUAAUGUGGCUAUAGCAGCAGCAAGAUUGGGACUUCGAUGUACAAGUAUUGGUCAUGUGGGUGAUGAAAUUUAUGGAAAGUUUCUGAUAGAUGUACUUCGUGAGGAGAGAAUUGACAUAGUUGGAAUGAGUGAAGAUACUGAUGUUGUUGACAGUUCUAGUGUCUCAUAUGAAACACUUUUAUGCUGGGUUCUUGUGGACCCUUUACAAAGACAUGGCUUUUGCAGUCAAGCUGAUUUUAGAAAGGAGCCUGCAUUCAGCUGGUUGAAUGCUCUAUCAAGUGAUGUGAAGAUGGCGAUUAAGCAGUCAAAGGUCCUGUUGGUUAAUGGUUAUGGUUUUGAUGAGCUCUCCCCUAGUCUGAUAUUAUCAGCUUUGGAGUAUGCCACCGAAGUUGGGACGUCAGUAUUUUUUGAUCCUGGACCACGUGGAAAGAGUCUUUCUAGAGGAAUGACUGAAGAGCAAAAAGCACUUAGCUAUUUCUUGAGGAUGAGUGACGUUCUUCUUCUAACAUCUGAUGAGGCUGCAUCUUUGACUGGCAUAAUAAACCCAAUUCUGGCUGGCCAGGAGUUAUUGAGGAAGGGGCAGCGCACAAAUUGGGUGAUUAUUAAAAUGGGUUCCAGGGGUUCAAUUUUGAUUACAAAGUCGAGCAUAUCAUGUGCACCAGCAUUCAAGGUGAAUGUAACUGAUACUGUUGGAUGUGGAGAUAGUUUUAUGGCUGCUGUUGCAUAUGGUUUUAUACGCAAUAUGCCCGCAGUUAAUACAUUAACAAUUGCAAAUGCAGUAGGUGCUGCAACUGCCAUGGGUUGUGGUGCUGGUAGAAAUGUGGCGACCUUGGGCCAACUAAUAGAACUUAUGAGGGCAUCCAACCUCAAUGAAGAUGAGGCAUUCUGGGAUGAACUACUUAAUGAAGAUGUGCAUGCACAGGAAAUUACAUUUCUUUCAAAAAUGGGCAUAAAUGGAAGUACAAACAACCUGAACUGUGUGGACCUGCAAAAGGUGCUUUCUGAAUUGUUGCAUAAGCUUGAAUAUGCUUGGUUUGAGGGAAAAGUGCCAUCAUGAUGCAAGGGAAAUAGGUUUUUUUGGUUACUAAUUUGAAUUUAUUGGAACUAAUUCAUUAUAUCAGUUUUACUAGGUUUGAAAUUAUUGGUAGUCUCACUCCCAUAAAAGGAGGACUGAUUUUGGGACAUUUAGGACAAGUCGGGCUCUUCUCAACUUCUUUAUUGGAUUCAGGAUAUAACACUUGUUUGGAAAAGCUUCAGUUCAAGUUGAGUUUGCAGUUUAUAUUUAUUUUUGAGUGAGCAUAUAUACUGAUGGUUGUCUGCUGACAUUUUUGUGGCUGUUGGAAUGAAAGAGAGUUUACCUCUGAUAUUAACUAUGUAAAGAUGUUCAAUUUUUUGCAACAUCUACAAGAAUCUUAUCAAGCAGGUAAUUUACAUGAUCUGAAGCUGUUAGUAUAAUGCUUUAUUUAUAAGAAUGAGAAAAGUAGAUUUGUCUUAA
Molecule: messenger RNA, 1995 nt
Organism: Mangifera indica (mango)
Lineage: Eukaryota; Viridiplantae; Streptophyta; Magnoliopsida; Sapindales; Anacardiaceae
Product: 5-dehydro-2-deoxygluconokinase
Exons: 5
Coding region: 94-1557 (487 amino acids)
Source: RefSeq, a predicted model, not a curated record